Girardinichthys multiradiatus is the source of this 1087-nucleotide messenger RNA. It is a transcript of the gene cetn3, whose product is annotated as centrin 3. Gene Ontology annotation, cellular component: microtubule organizing center. Lineage: Eukaryota; Metazoa; Chordata; Actinopteri; Cyprinodontiformes; Goodeidae. The record is from RefSeq and is a predicted model, not a curated record. The transcript is spliced from 5 exons. The coding region runs from base 142 to 645 and encodes 167 amino acids. Gene Ontology annotation, biological process: spindle pole body duplication. Gene Ontology annotation, molecular function: calcium ion binding; microtubule binding.
ACUGCUGCCUAGCAACCAGCGACCAAUACGAUUCGUGGAUGUGAGAGCGGAUAAAAGAUUUAUUGUUGUGUUGAUUAUAGCGGUGCUAACUCUGUGUAUACUGUAACUUUCUGAUUUUAGACCUUAAAGAUUUGAACCGGAAUGAGUCUGUCUUUAAGAACUGAGCUUGCAGUGGACAAAACCAGGCGCAAGAAGAGGAGAGAGCUCACAGAAGAUCAGAAACAUGAAAUUAAAGAGGCAUUUGAUUUAUUUGACACUGACAAAGAUAAAGAGAUAGACUACCAUGAGCUGAAGGUGGCAAUGCGCGCCCUCGGGUUCGAAGUGAAAAAAGUGGACGUUCUGAAGAUUCUGAAGGACUACGACAGGGAGGGCAAUGGCAAAAUUACAUUUGAGGACUUCAAUGAAGUGGUGACGGAUCGCAUCCUGGAGCGGGACCCGAAGGAGGAGAUCAUGAAGGCUUUUAAGCUCUUUGACGACGACGAGUCGGGGAAAAUCAGCCUGAGGAACCUGAGAAGAGUCGCGCGAGAACUCGGUGAAGACAUCAGUGACGAGGAGCUGCGCAGCAUGAUUGACGAGUUUGACACAGAUGGAGAUGGAGAGAUCAACCAGGAGGAGUUCCUCUCCAUCAUGACCGGAGACUCCUGACGAUUCCCAACUCUUUUGUUGGAUACUUCAUUCAGAUUGUGAGAAGCUGAAGGACGUGCAGCUUUUCGUCAUAGCUCUGAGGUGGACUGGAUUCAUUUCAUUGACCUGGAGGCUUUUUUUGUUUUCAUUUCUUGCAUGGCAACAUUGGACUGAGUGGGAGGCUCAAGAUCAGUCGCAUCACCCUGGGGCACACCAGGGCAUCUUUAUUAUUCAGUUAUUCCAAAGUCACACUUGGUUCAAUAUAAACGAUGUAAAGUAGGAACUAUUCAAAACUCCAGGUUUGUCGUUUCCUCUGACUUGGAAAAAGUGAAGCAACAUGUUUAAAAGUCUAUUUUCUAAAACAGUUGUAUAUCAUACAGUUAUUGGUUGUACUUGUUAGUAACAUGUCAGUGUUUGGAUGUGCUAUUUAUUUUUUUACACAAUAAAUUGUUUUGCCAGCUGA